GUCGGACUGUCAUCACUCUAGGUCAGCAUCGACGCCCGACGGCCCGCCGCAUAGCACAAAAUGAGAGCUGUUGUUCAACGCGUCGCAUCGGCCUCGGUAUCAGUCGAGGGAAAUGUGAUCUCAAGCAUAUCCCGAGGACUGAUGGUCUUAGUUGGAAUCGGUACUGAUGACACGCUUGCGGAUGUCGAAACAUUGGCCAACAAAAUACUUAACAUCCGCGUCUUCGAUGCGAAUGGCUUGAUGUGGAAGUCGAACGUCAAGGACAUCGCUGGCCAGGUCCUCUGUGUCUCCCAGUUCACGCUGAUGGCAAACACUACCAAAGGCAACAAACCUGAUUUUCAUCGUGCGAUGUCCUCGAAUGCCUCCAGAGAACUGUAUGCAACGUUUCUUGAGAAAAUGCGGCAUCUGUACGUGCCGGAUCGAAUACAAGACGGGCAAUUCGGUGCCAUGAUGGAUGUAUCGUUGACAAAUGAGGGACCUGUUACUCUGACGUUGGAUACUCGGAAGUUUGAGUAUGUUUCCGUUUCAGGAGGUACAGACAAGAAAUCGAGAGAGAACGACAAUAAAGAGGCCAAGAAUCAAAUGGCUGAUGUUGCUGGCUCGAGACCUGCUGCCAGUGUCAAUCCAGGCUCGACUGAUUCGGAGGUCGACGUUCCGUAGUGUUCGUACUGAACCGCGAAAGUCAGUUUUGUAAGUUUGGA
Messenger RNA from Suillus fuscotomentosus, 701 nucleotides. RefSeq names its product D-Tyr tRNAtyr deacylase-like domain-containing protein. The coding region runs from base 61 to 660 and encodes 199 amino acids. Gene Ontology annotation, molecular function: D-tyrosyl-tRNA(Tyr) deacylase activity. NCBI's taxonomy places the organism in Eukaryota, Fungi, Basidiomycota, Agaricomycetes, Boletales, Suillaceae. Gene Ontology annotation, biological process: tRNA metabolic process. The transcript has 8 exons. Gene Ontology annotation, cellular component: cytoplasm. The record is from RefSeq and is a predicted model, not a curated record.